CCGAAAGAACCGCCCUGUAACGCAACUCUGCAGUUUCGCCUCCACCGUUUUCUGGUGCGGACUGCCUGGCCGCGCCUUGUUCCGCACAGCGCCGAGCUUCUGCCAACAAGGAGGCAUUGCCCUUGCGGCACACCGCGGAGCACCACGAGGUAUCACGUCGCCGUGGAGAUCGUUAUACGGUCGCACAACGGUGCCAUCGAGAUCGCCGUUGCGUACCAGGUCGCACGGCAGCACGGUCUUUUCCGCCUGCAACGCCUUGGGCAUUGGCAACUCUGCAGGCUUCGAAAAACCGAUCCCAUGGAUCGUGGCCGCCUCCAAUACCAAAAGCCCAUGGGCAGCAGCAGCAGCGUCCUCUCCGCCGCAGCGCUGUCUAGCAACGCGCCAGUCUUGUGUGGGCGCAUAGCCUUGCAACUCUCAGCUCCAACUCCUGCAAGUCUUGCAGCCCUCACCAAGCUGUUCCCGGGCCCCGUGCAGCCGCGGGAUGCGGAACUGGCACUGUACCAGGCCCUCGUAGCCCACCAGAGAGGUGAGUAGCAGAAUGAGAAAAAUGAAAGGCAUAGAAGAUGAAUAUGUGAUAGGUGAGGAGGUAAUAUGUAGA
This is a messenger RNA of Durusdinium trenchii, 598 nucleotides long. Lineage: Eukaryota; Dinophyceae; Suessiales; Symbiodiniaceae. The record is from the annotation of a GenBank genome assembly.